Molecule: messenger RNA, 7569 nt
Organism: Anneissia japonica
Lineage: Eukaryota; Metazoa; Echinodermata; Crinoidea; Comatulida; Comatulidae
Product: TATA-binding protein-associated factor 172-like
Exons: 41
Coding region: 142-5751 (1869 amino acids)
Molecular function (GO): TBP-class protein binding; ATP binding; DNA binding
Source: RefSeq, a predicted model, not a curated record
AAGUUCAAAGGGUAAAGUUAAUUCCGGCCAGGAAGAAACUGGGCCUUAUGAAAAUAACACACUGCAAGCUUAAAACAGCAUUUCUAGGUAAUGAUGUUGAACACAAAAGAAACUGUUUAAUGGGGUGAUAAACUUUCCAUCAUGGCUACCACAAGGCUUGACCGUUUAUUUCUUUUAUUGGACACCGGUUCAACACCGGUGACUCGGAAAGCAGCGGCACAACAACUUGGAGAAGUCCAGAAACUUCACCCACAGGACUUGCAUAAUCUUCUAUUUAAGGUCCAUGUGUACUUACGCAGCAGAACUUGGGAUACUCGCAUUGCCGCUGGCCAGGCAAUCGAAGCAAUCAGUCGCAAUGUCCCCCAGUGGCAACCAGUUGUACCAGUUGUUAAAGUCGAAGAUGAUGCAGGGGAAAGCUCUGCAUCGACACUACCAAAAGACUCCCUCAAUUUUGCUAAGUUUGAUAUCAACCGUGUGCUUCAGAAGGGUACCUCUCUCCUAGGAUCAUCAGGAAUGGAGUAUGAACAAGAGCUUGAAGAAACAGGAAUUGACCCAAAGCAGAGACUAGCAAAACAGAGAAAACUACUUCAGAAGAAGCUUGGCCUAGAUGUCGGUGGAGUCCUUGGCAUGGAUACCAAUGAUCUCUUCGAUGAUGAUGAUCUGGAGGUCAAGGAUGAACCACAAAAGAGGAACCAGUUUCUCACGGUUCCUCAGACUGCUGCUGAAAUAAUGGAGCAAGAAAUGGAUCACUUGAUGCCAGGUUUAAGCUCCCGGGAAAGAAACCGUGCCAAGCGGAAAGCUAGGAUACUUGCUAAGCAACGUUCCAAAGACCAUCCUGACAGCAUCAGCUCAAGCUUUGAGGGCAGUUUUGAUGAACCGCCAGGAAAACGGGCAAAGACUAGCACGCUGUCCAAGCAAGCAUCCGUAAACGAAAGGACAUCAGAUACUAGCCAAGACAGCAGUGUAUUUAUCGAAGCGCCUGGUGAUUGGCCGUUUAUGGCGUUCUCCGAGCAGCUCUGUAAUGAUUUAUUCCACCAGUCAUGGGAAGUGCGACAUGGAGCAGCAACAGGAAUCAGGGAACUUGUUAAAACGCAUGGAAAAAGCGGAGGAAAAUCUUUAGAAUAUCAGGUAUCGCAGCAAGAUGAGUUGAAUCAGGCAUGGCUUGAAGACAUAGCACUUCGGUUACUCUGUGUCCUCGCUCUAGAUCGCUUCGGGGACUUUGUGUCUGAUGAGGUUGUUGCCCCAGUUAGAGAAACCUGUGCCCAAGCUUUGGGAGUGGUUCUUCAUCACAUGACAGAGGAAUCAGUACAUGGAGUGCUCAGCAUUCUCCUACAGUUGUUCAACCAGCAGCAGUGGGAGGUUCGGCAUGGUGGUCUAAUCGGCCUCAAGUAUCUUCUAGCUGUCAGAAAGGAAAUGACAAGCAGUCUGCUGCCCUCUGUGUUGCAAUGCAUAAUUGAUGGACUGCAAGAUUGCAAUGACGAUGUGAUGUCCGUAGCUGCUGCUGCUUUGAAUCCCGUUGCAGACACUCUAGUCAGAAUCUGCCCAGACCAGGUUCCGGUGAUCCUGAGGACACUGUGGGACACUCUGCUUGACCUUGAUGACCUCACAGCCUCGACCAAUAGCAUCAUGGUUCUGUUGUCCUCAUUGCUUUCAUAUCCGAUGGUUCACCAGAAGUGCUUUCAUACACAAUCCUUGGGAGAGCUUAUUCCCCGCCUUUGGCCUUUUCUUUCACAUACGAUUCUUUCUGUACGGAAAGCUGCACUACAGACGUUACUCACACUCCUCAAGGCAGACACUUAUGAGGUUCCAGUUGGUACAUGGUUGCCAGUGAUUCUUCAAGAUGCCAUGCGGCAUAUCUUUCAACGCUGCCUUGUAGAAACAACAAGUGAUACAUUGGAUCUUAUCCAAGAGGUUUGGGAUGCCAUUUUACAAAAAGCAGUGUUACAAAAUAUACUGCAAGCAACGAUCCCAUGGUACAGUGCAUGGCUUAGUCUGUGUAUGCAGUCAUCAAAAUUGCCACUAGACAGUAAUCUUCUCAUCAAUUCUACCUAUAGAAAUAAGACUGCAAACAAAAGUCCCAAAGGUCAACAACAAGUCAAAGAAAAAUGUCAGGAAUUUCUUGGCGGUGCUACAUCAAUUGCUGACGAUAACGCAGAGCAUGAUUUGGCCGUAGUGCAGGCAAGGACCCGAGCUACACGUUUGAUUGGUAGAUUGUCUGCUAGACUGACCUCUGAAAUGGUUCACUUACCAGAUCUGCCAUUGGAUGGUAAUGCAGCCAGUUCCAUUUGCCAAUUACUAGAGCAUUACCUGAGCAGUAAUUCAGCGGUGCUGAGAAUGGUCGUUGGUAUGAUUAUUGAGGAAUGGUCUGUACAGGAUGAAUCUUGUAAGUGCACAGAAUCUGUCAAGUUAAAACUGAUGGAGAUGUUGAAUAACAAUGUGUACUUCGAAGAAGUUUCCUCCUCAUUUAUGCGGAUGCAGACUGAAUGUAAGGCCUUAGUUACAAUGUGGAUUGAAGCUCGGCCAGAUUUGAGGAACAAUAGUUUUCCAAACAUGUUUACAGUAGACCAAGCCAUACCAUUUGCUGAUUCCAUUUACGGUAUGCUGGGUCAAAGCCGAAUGCACCCUAAGAUGAAAGACAGUUUAACUCAGAAGUGCCAGAAAGUGCAGGCCGUUGGAGCAGAGGUCAGGAAAGAACAGCAAGUACUGACAGUUAGAGUGCAGUGCUGUCUGGCAGCAGCAGCAGUAAGUUUGAAAUUCCUACCAGAAAAGUUAAACCCUAUCAUCAAGCCUCUGAUGGAGGCGAUUAAGAAGGAGUGGAACCCACUUAUACAGAGUCGAGCAGCAACAGCGCUGGCAAAACUACUUGAACAAUGCAUUUCCAGGACUCCAUGCCCUAACCCGAAAAUAAUCAAAAACCUUUGUUCAUUUCUUUGCUGUGAUUCAACUCAAACUCCAAACGUUGUGACCCCAAUCAACCCACUUGAAAUGCAAAUGACCUGCUCUGGGUCAUCAUCCUCACGGCCAACAACUCCAAUCAACACGCCACUUGUUAUGGAAGCAGCUGUUUGUGGGAAGACUUAUGGAAUACUGACCCUUGCCAAACAGCAACAGGCGGCAGCAUUAUCUGCUGUGUCUAGACGGGCAGCAUUCGCUAAAUCACGCAGCAAACACAGCAAUACAAGCCAAAAUUCAAGUGUAGAAACGAGUGUCGAAAUUCCAAACUUUAGUGAUAUUAUGAGCGAGGCGAAAGAGCAGGAGAAGCUUCAGCGUCGAGGGGCAGAGUUUGCUGUCGGAAGCCUGGCGCUUCAUUUUGGUGAUAGGUUGUUUGUUGUUCUUGACAAGCUUUGGAUGACGAUCACCAGUGUUUUGCAAACAAAUAUAAAGCCACAUAAAUUUGAUGCCACCUUUUAUGAAGACAAAAAUGACCUUGCUCAAGAGAUUGUAAAUUCUUUCCAAGUUCUAGAGGUUAUAUCACCAAACACACACCAAAACCUUAACCCGCAGUUAGAAAGUCUACUUCCAUAUAUCAUUGCCUGUCUGAGUUACCCAUACACAGCUGUCCGCCAUCUUGCCUCUCGUUGCCUUGGAGUAUUAAGCAAAGUGUCAACAGUAGCCUGUAUGAAUAAGAUAUUAGAGGAUGUUAAACCAAUGCUUGAUGCAGCAGACAAUGAGAUCAAACGUCAGGGUGCGAUUGAGGCUUUAGCUAAUGUUAUUGACCUUUUGGGCAUUGAUCUUGUGCCUUAUAUCGUGCUCCUGGUUGUACCAGUCCUAGGUAGAAUGAGUGAUCAAGUAGAGUGCGUUCGUUUGAUGGCCACACAGUGCUUUGCGACACUCAUCCGGCUUAUGCCUCUAGAGGCUGGUAUUCCAGACCCACCUUCAAUGACAGCAACCUUGAUAGAGCAGAAGGUGCGAGAGAGGUGCUUCUUAGAACAAUUGUUAGAUAGCAGUAAGUUAGAGAAUUACAGGGUACCAGUAGCAAUCAAAGCUGAACUCCGCAAAUACCAACAGGAUGGUAUUAACUGGCUGGCUUUUCUGAAUAAGUACAAAUUACAUGGAAUUCUCUGUGAUGACAUGGGCUUAGGCAAGACAUUAAUGUCUCUUUGUAUCAUUGCUGGAGAUCACUUCCUGCGACAAAAGGAAUACAAAGCUUCCCAGAACCCAGCUUGUGCCCGGCUUCCAUCCAUUGUGAUCUGCCCGACCACAUUGACAGGUCACUGGGUGUACGAAGUAGAGAAGUUUUGUGCCAAGGAGCACCUCCACCCUCUGCAUUAUACUGGACCCCCAAAUGAACGCAUCAGAUUGAGAAGUAAGAUGAAGCGUUGCAACUUAGUAGUGGUUUCUUAUGAUAUACUCAGAAAUGAUAUUGAUUUCUUCGGAGAUAUCAAAUGGAACUAUUGUAUUCUGGAUGAAGGGCAUAUUAUCAAGAAUGGCAAAACAAAAAUAGCUAAAUCUAUUAAGCAGCUUAUAGCAAACCACAGACUGAUCUUAUCUGGCACACCUAUUCAGAAUAAUGUCCUGGAGUUGUGGUCAUUGUUUGAUUUUUUAAUGCCUGGAUUUCUGGGGACUGAAAAACAGUUCAUUGCUCGUUAUGCUAAGCCAAUUCUACAAAGCAAAGAUGCAAAGAGCUCCACCAAAGAACAAGAAGCUGGUGCUCUUGCAAUGGAAGCCCUCCAUCGACAGGUUCUUCCAUUCCUCCUGCGUCGACUCAAAGAAGAUGUACUAGAUGAUCUUCCACCCAAAAUCAUCCAGGAUUAUUACUGUGAGCUGAGUCCCCUCCAGGUUCAACUCUACGAGGACUUUGCUAAGUCAAGAGCCAAGAGGGGGGUUGAGGAUGCUGUCCAUAGCAACGAAGGUGAAAAUAAACAAAGAAUUCCACAGAAAGGAUCCACACACAUUUUCCAGGCACUCCAAUAUCUUCGUAAAGUUUGUAACCAUCCAUUAUUAGUGGUGAAUCAGAAGCAUCCACAGUACGAUAACAUCACUCGGCAAUUAAAGGAGCAGAACUCAUCACUCAAUGACAUCCAACAUGCACCGAAGCUAACUGCUCUCAAACAACUUCUACUUGACUGCGGCAUAGGUGGUAAUGAUGAGGACAACCAGGAUGAGAUCGGUGGCGCUGUUGUCUGUCAACAUCGAGUGCUACUCUUCUGCCAGCUGAAGAGCAUGCUGGACAUUGUGGAGAAAGACCUUCUGAAAUCCCAUCUACCAAAAGUAACUUACAGGCGCUUAGAUGGAAGUGUCCCAGCUGGUAGUAGGCAUGACAUUGUAAACAGGUUUAACAAUGACCCAUCUAUUGAUAUUCUUUUACUAACAACACACGUUGGUGGCCUUGGGCUCAAUUUAACUGGGGCAGACACUGUGAUUUUUGUGGAACAUGAUUGGAAUCCAACAAAGGAUUUGCAGGCAAUGGAUCGUGCACAUAGGAUUGGUCAGAAAAAGGUAGUGAACGUAUAUCGUUUGAUCACCAAGGGAACCUUAGAAGAGAAAAUAAUGGGGCUUCAGAAGUUUAAAAUGAACAUUGCUAAUACUGUCAUAAGUCAAGACAACUCAGCCCUUCAGUCAAUGGCUACAGAGCAGCUGCUAGAUCUCUUCUCUCUAGACAAGGGUAACCAGAGUUCCAUUGAUCAAACAGAGGAGAAGGACACACCCCAGUCCAUGAAAGCAGUGAUGUCUAACCUAGGCGAGCUGUGGGAUGACAAGCAAUAUGAGAAUGAGUAUGACCUGUCCAGCUUUAUGCAGUCACUAACAUAAGUUGAGCGGGACUCAUUAGCAACAAUAUGAGAAUGAGUAUGACCUGUCUAGCUUUAUACAGUCACUAACAUAAGUUGAGCGGGACUCGUUAGAAACAGUAUGAGAAUGAGUAUGACCUGUCCAGCUUUAUGCAAUCACUAACAUAAGUUGAGCGGGACUCAUUAGAAACAGUAUGAGAAUGAGUAUGACCUGUCCCGCUUUAUGCAAUCACUAACAUAAGGUUGAGUGAUACUCAUUAGAAACAAUAUGAGAAUGAGUAUGACCUGUCCAGCUUUAUACAGUCACUAACAUAAGUUGAACAAGGCCUCAGGGGAAAUUUGGGAUGCAAACAAUAUGAGAAUGACAUAUCAUUUUGUUUAGGCUGUUUUGACCACAAAACAAUUUUAAUACUGUGCGCAUGUACGAAAGGCAAAAAUGAACAGAUUGAGUGCACCGCACGGCGCAAUGUUUGGACGAUUUCAUUAUCCGAAAAGGGUAUAUAAAAAUGCACUUCGUUAACUUGUGAACACUAUUAAAAAUAAAUUCCCAAUCUAUUCAUAACACUGUAAAAAUGGACGUCCAAUAUCAAGCGUAUUCAUUUGUUGAAUUUUAACAAGUCUUUGAUUCAGCAGGUACCAUAUUUGUAUCAGUUCACAAAAUGUAACGCGCCUGGAUUCCUGGGCCGGCUGUGACCUCUGUCAGUUUUCCUUUUUCAAAGCCUAUAAGAAAAUGCAAAAAUGACGGAAGAAAAUGUUAUCCAAUGAGAUUAUAUUUAAUAUAGAAAUGAUUGCCUUUCUGUUUCUGCUUCAACCUUAAGCAAAUGGAUUGGUAUAGGCAAAGUUAUGACGUAAAUAAACAACUCCACAAAUCCCGCUGAAAACACGCUAAUAUCACUUAUAUUUUCGUAAUUCAACCGAAAAAUGACGGAGCUAAAUAUUUGAAAACAAAUAUUUUGUAAAUUCUUUACAACAGCUAUGUUUAUAACUUUCUAUAAACCGUUUCAACUUAAGUGAUCCGACCUCUAGUUUUUAAGUUUCCGUUUUUGGAGUAACAUUAGUUGAUGUUUUGAAGAAACGCUAAUGGUUAAGAGGUGGACCAAGCAAAUCUAAGGAAAUGCUGAGUUGGAUGAACUGAGUAACACUCUGUUAUUUAAGAGUAAUAUUCAAUGUGGUGAAUCAGAGCGAUAUCUAAUAAAGUAAUUAUGAUUGGUAAAGAUGUAAUAUUCUGUGAAACAGUGGUGGUUCAAGGUUUUGCCUGCGGAGGGUUCGAGGGUUACAUGGGGAAAAGCCAUUUUGAUUUUAGUGCCUCAUAAUGUGUAAAAAUUAUUUUGGAAUUUUUUUCUCCUCAACGGUUUGUGUUAAUUCUUGAUGGUAGGAAGGAACUCUUCCACAAUUGGGGGUAGGGGGCCCAGCCAUCUCAAAAUACUAUUUUGAAAUUUAAUUUUGAACGAACAUGGGCAAUGUAGGCCUAUAGAAAUCUGAAAGUUGUGGAAUUGAGCUGUUGCUAGGCAGUUAAAAUGCUUACAGUGUGUUUGUUUUCUCAAAACUAAAAACCACUCCCUUAUGUGAUGCAAGACUUCGUUUAUUGAGCAUUUAUGCUCUGUGUAAAGACUAGAUUUUUUCACAAUUCAAUUCAAUAUGUAUAAAAUUUAUUGUAAAUACUUUUUAAUAGGUUGUUUCCUUCUUUUUCUAUUUUAUAUGUUAUUAAAUUAAGACAUACUUUUAUAUUACAUUUUCAUUUUAGAAAAAAAAUGUAUUCGUGUUGAGAAGAAAACAUGAGUGAAAAAGACAUGCCUUAUUUAAAGUUUAUUUGAAAGAGAUUAAAAUCUUAUACAUUUCA